AUGGCGAAGCACAAGGCGUCGACGAGCCGCCUCAACAAGAUCGAGACGCGCAAAAAGGCGAAGCGCGAGAAGCGAAACCUCCGCGACCGCCGCCGCCGCGCGAUCUCCUUCGCAGUUGCCGCCGCGAAUCUCGGCGCGGAGACGCAGGGUCUGCUCGUGCCGUCGACGCAGCAGCGGCAGAAGCAGCAGCUGCCGCGAGCGGCGCCCGCGAAAGCCGGCCGGGAAGCUUCGAAGAAGCGGCGGAAGACGAAGCCGACGGGGCUGCAGAUCUACUGGCAUCUGGCCUCCGUGAGACGCGGGCCGCGAGAAACGGCGGCGGUGGCGCUGGUUUCGGAGUUAACGGCGGCGCAGAAGGCGUAUUUGCACGCGCAAGGCGGGGGGAAGAAGGGCGGGGGGAAUGUGAAAAACCCUGGCGGAAAUGGGUCGACGAAGGGUUCAGGGCUUAAGAAGGGUUCAGAAGAUGAGAGUUCGGAAGAAGAGGAAAACGAGCAGAGUGAAGAGGAGGAGAGUGAGGAGGAAGAGGAGGCGAGUGAGGAGGAGACAGAGGAGGAAGAAGAGAGUGGGGAAGAGGAGGAAGAAGAGAGUGGGGAAGAGGAGGAAGAAGAGGAGCAGGAGGAGGAGGAAGAGGAGGAGGGCGAAGAGACGAAGAGUAUUUUGAAGCUGGAGGGGUGUUGCGACGAGAUUAACUACGCCGUUAAGCGGCUGAUCAGAGGCCUUGAGUCCACUCCCUGCAUUCCCCGCACUUCCCGUGCUUCCCGCGCUUCCCGCGCUGGCCCCCAUCAGCUCCCCGCCAUCGCUGCUGCCCUUGACCAUCACCAGGGCGCAACGCAGGACUACUCGGUGGCCUUCUCCGCCUGUCUCCGCGCGCUGCCCUCUCACCACCCGCUAAACCCCAAAUCCUUCACCCAUACACCUCCUCCCCUUCACCAGGGCGCAAGGCAGGGCUACUCGGUGGCCUUCUCCGCCUGCCUUCCGCGCGCUGCCGUCGCUGCAUCCGCACGUGCCUGCCAUCACUCCUGUUUAACUCCUGUCCCCUCCCCCCUCCUCCGUUCCCCCCCCCAACCCCCCUGUCACACAGGGCGCAAGGCAGGGCUACUCGGUCGCCCACGCCGCCUGUCUGCGCGCUCUGCCAUCGCUGCACCCGUUAAACCCCGAACUUCAAUUCUACACCCGUACACCUCUUCCCCCCACCAGGGCGCAAGGCAGGGCUACUCGGUCGCCCUCGCCGCCUGUCUCCGCGCACUGCCCUCGCUGCACCCUCACCUUCCCGCCAUCGCGGCUGCUAUUCCGCUGCUCAUCCCUCUUCCCAACAAUGCACGGGGAAAGGACGCCUCUGAAGCGCUCUUUGGUCGCAUGUUCGCACUCGGUGCUCUCGUCCGAAGCGGCCUGCUCGCCUCGCCUUCCUCCCUGUCCUCUGGCACCGAAAAGCCAGCAGCAGCAGCAGCAGCAGCAGCAGGGGGAGGAGGGGUGGAGGCGGGGUGGUUGGUGGGGCGGGGAGGGUGGUUACCGGGGGAGGUGGUAUCUCAGCUGGUGAGGAUCGGCGAGCAACGGUCUUUCCUUGCCGAGCCUGCUACCGUGCUGCUGGUGACCCUCAUUUCGCAGCUGGUGAGGUUUGGAGAGCAAUGGUCUUUUCUCGCCGAGCCUGCUACCGUGCUGCUGGUGGCGCUCGUAUCGCAGCCUGCUGUCCUUUUCCCCAUCCCAUUCCCCCUAACCUACUCCCCCCUCUUCCUGUCCCCUUCCCGUCCCCUUCCCGUCCCCUUCCCGUCCCCUUCCCAUUCCCUUCAAAUCCCCUUCCCAUCCCCUUCCCAUCCCUUUCCCAUCCCCUUCUCAUCCACCUCCCAUCCCUUUCCCAUCCCCUUCCCUUCCCCUUCUCAUCCCCUUUCCAUCCCUUUCCCAUCCCUUUCCGAUCCCCUUCCCUUCCCCUUCCCUUCUUCUUCUCAUCCCCUUCCCAUCCCUUUCCUUCCCCUUCCCUUCCCCUCACCUUUUCCCCUCUGUGUGCCCAGCUCCCCUCCUCCUCCCUCCCGCGCAUCCUCGCCCUGCCACCCAUCACCGCCUUCCUCUCUCAAGACCCCUCCCACUCCUGGCCCUGCACCUUUCUCACCCGUUCCUUUACUUCCCCCUUUCCCGUUUCCUUGCCAAUCCCCUGUGUCUGCAUCGCAGCUUCCCCCCUCCUCCCUCCCGCGCAUCCUCGCUCUGCCACCCAUCUCCGCCUUUCUCUCUCAAGACCCCUCUGAUUCUUCCCCCGAGGCCCUGCACUUCGCGCUCAAGCUGUGGCAGCUGGGGGAAACGGGGAUAGGGGGAGGGGAGGGAGGAGAGGACGGAGGAGAGGAAGGAGAAAAAGGGGCAGGAAAAAAAUCGGGGAAAAAAGGGGGCAAAGGGCGGAAAAAUGCUGCUGGAGCAGGGGCGGAGACGGGCAGCGGAAACACAUUUCUGCGCACACUGCUGGGACUCUGCCCGCUGCUGCCGCAGUCGGGCCGGGCAGAAGAUUUUUUCAGCGCUGCCCAUCUGGAGAAGCUGCUGCCCGUGCUGCAAAAUAGCUCUUCCUCCCACCCACGCCUGCAUGCAGUGAGGUAUUUGGCUAUUAAUCUCCUGCUGCUCCUAAUCCCGCGCCUCCCUCCCACCACCACGGCCCAUGUCAUCCUCUCUCGACCAAUCACGCGCUGCCUAACGGACGCGCUGGGUGCGGGGAGCAGGGCGCACCUGUUCCCGCUGAGUCAGCGCUGCGUCGCGCUGAUUCAGCGAUGGCCCACACUGGGGGAUGGGGGGAAAAGGGAAGUGGGGGAAGGCGGAGAAGGGGAAGGGGAGGAGGGGGGUGACGGGGAAGCGGGGGGAGGAGGCAAGCAGGGGAAGGAAGGGAAGGAGGCGGAAGGGAAGGAGGGGAAAAUUAAGGCAACGAAACCAGCAUCACCAGCGGCAGCGGCAGCAGCAGAAAUGGAGUCAGCAGCAGCAAGGCUCGCUAUUCUCACCACCCUGCAGCACCACUCUAAAGGGCAGUUCGAUACAGUCACACGCAGCAACGCUGUCCGCCUGCUUGCAUCGGGGAUUGCAGGGGUUGAGGGGGAGAGGGUGUAUUACGGGUUUCUGCAGUCUGUGUUUGCCCGCCCCGGGGAGUCUCGGUUCUUAUCCUCGUUAGAAGCUCUUUUCAAGCAGCUGGACUAUUUCGUUAAGAGCCCUGAGGGAAGAGAGGUGGAGCGGGCACUGGGGGCCGGGAGAGAGGGGAGAGAGGGGGAGGGAGGGAAGGAAGGGAAGGGGACUGAAGGCGCUCCUGUAACGAGUGUGAGUGUGAAGGGUAUGAGUGUAAAAGGAGCAGGGUUGUGGGUGGUGGAGCAGCUAGUAUGGGAGGCAGAAGGGUGGAUGGAAGGGAGGAGGAAAGCAGGUGUUGAGAAUGGAAAGAUGGAGGUUGAUGGGAAGGGAGAGGAGGAGGAGGAGGAGGAGGAGGAGGAGGAGGAGGAGGAGGAGGAGGAGGAGGAGGAGGAGGAGGAGGAGGAGGAGGAGGAGGAGGAGGAGGAGGAGGAGGAGGAGGAAGGAGGCGAGGAUGUGGAAACUGUUGUGGGAGGGCUGAGAGAGACUCUCAAGGGCGUUACAUCGAGUCAAACACAGUUGACCGGAGGAAAAGCACUGCUGGACGCUCGGAGGAAGGCUGUUGGCGUGCUCCUAGGGACGCUCCUGCUGUGUAUUCGCAUCCAAACCUCCGCCGAAGCUGCCGCCGAAGCUGCCGCCGAGGCUGUUGCAGAGGCUGGUGCGGGUGGGGGAGUUCGGAAGGCAGAAGAGACUGAUGGGAGUGGGGACGAGGAUGAGGAGAAGGAGGAAGAGGAGGAGGAGGGUGCUGCCUCUCCUGCUCCUGCUGCUGCUGGUGCUGCCGCUGCUGCUGCUGCUGGUGGUGCUGUAGCUGGGGGUGGUGACGUGGAUGUUCUCCUGGAAGCUGCUGCUGACGUCACUGCCAUUGCACGCCAGCUGGCGGCGUCUGGUUGGUUGGUUCCGAAGGGAGGGAAGGCCAGCGCGAAUGGGAGUGUUGGAGGGAAGGGGAGAGGAGGAAAGAGGGUGGUAGACGGUGAGGAGGUGAGUGAGGAGAGUGAGGAGGAAGAAGAGGAGGAGGAGGAAAAUACAAAGGAUGUGAUGCUGUCGUUGGUGGAUGUAGUUUUGUCCUUACUGGCACAGGAAUCCUCUCUUCUGAGAGGGGCGGCGGAGGGUGUCUUUAGCGCCUUCUGCAAUGAUCUGACUGCCGAGGCGCUUGAGUCUAUAAUGGAGGUGGUUGUAACGAAUCCUAGGAGCAAGAAGAGAGAGGAGGUGCUGGAAGGGGAGGAAGAGGAGGAAGAGGAAGAGGAGGAAGAGGAGAGUGGAGAGGAAGGGUCGGAAGGGGAAGAAGGCAGUGAGAAGGAGGAAGAGGAGGAGGAGGAGGAAGACGAGGAGAACGAGGAGGACGCUGCGUUAAGAAAAGCUAUCAAGGAAGCGAACGAGAGCAGCAUCGGUAACGCCAACGGCAGCGGCAGCAUGAGCGACAGCGACAACGAGGAGUUGUUGGACGAUGCGGCCAUGUUCCGAAUCGACCAGCAUCUGGCCGACAUCGUUCGUCAGAAAGUGGAGGCGGAGACUCGCCGCAAACGCCGGCAGAGCAUCCUGCUAGGAGAGCACUUCCGCCUGCGCGCUCUGUCGCUGCUCGACACGUGGCUCGCACACGCUCCCAGUGCCUACUCCCACGCACACUCCCUCUCGUCAGAAGAGCCACGGUCGUUGGACGCUCGUAAGCCUCUUUCGUGCGAUCCGCUGGUGCUUGCGGUGGUGCCGCGGCUGCUGAAGGAGGCAGCGGGGAACUAUGCGGCCAAGGGCAGCUUGAAGGGCGGGAAGGGCGGGGGAGGCGGCGAGGGACGGGGGGGCACGGGGCAUGAUGCGGUGCUGGUGAGGGUUGAGCGGAUGCUGGAGAGGAGGGUGGUUGGGGCGGUGGUGGUUGUGGGGGGAGGUGGAGGGAAGGGCGGAGGAGGGAAAGGGGGGGGAAUGAAGGGAGGAGGAGGGAAGGGUGCUGCUGCUGCUGCUGGUCAGGACGAGGAGGGGGAGGAGGAGAUGAGGAGGAUAGCAAUAGAGAUGCAGCAGGAGCGGCAGCAGGAGCAGGAGGAUGAGGCAAUUCUGCUCGCCGCCCGUGCGGCCAUGCAGGAGUGUUUUGCAGAAGCCACCCGGCGAACCUCGAUCCGCCACCUGGCGCUCGUUGCGGGAGAUUGCGCCAUGUGGCUCUGCCACGUCAUCCAGGCGCGGCUCUUAGCCAAGUCCCAGCGGGAAGCAAAUUCCAAGCGUGAGCAGGAGAAAAACGCCAAACCUCAACAGCAGCAGCAGCAGCAGCAGCGGGGGAAGAAUCAGCAGGGGAAUGCAUUCAAGGCAUCUUUGAUCGACCCAGCUGUCCUAGACGCCUUUUCUUCCACCAUUUCCCGAAUCCUUGAUUCUCGAGAUUGCCCCCUCCCCUUGACCUUUAUCCGCGACACUCUCGCUCGCUUCCCCGGAAUGUUUUCCGCACUCAUUCCGUACUUUUUCAGAAAGUGUGGCUCGGGCAGGUCGGAGUUCGUCCGGGCAGCUGCGGUGAAACUCGUCACACCGUUCCUGAACCGUUUUCCUCUGCCCGAGGGGGCGGCGGAGGUGCUAUCCGGGCAGGUGGAAAAGGGGGUGGUGGGGAAACUGCUGAUUGAAACCCUAAAGCAUGAGUAUGGGAAGCUAGAGCGGUGGGAGUUGGGAUUGGAUUUCUGCUGUGCUCUGCUGCGGUCUGUAGGCCAUGCAGACGAAAUCUUAGCAGCAGCUGCUCAUAAGGCGGAUGGAAACGAGAGGCUCGAGAGUGAUGGCUUGGGCGUCCCGAAGCUCCUCCAGGCCUUGGAUGUUGAGGGGCUGAAGGCAGCUUCGGCCGAUCCUGCGUCGGUGCAACGGGUGAAGGGGAAGGGGAGGACGGGGCAGGUGAUUGCACAGUUGCAGCGGCUGGUGGCGGCUGUCGAGGCAGUGAGGGAGGGGAGGGCGGGGAGUUUGAGAGAGGGGGUGAAUGUGGUCUUGGGGCGUGUGAGGGGAGGGAAAGGGGCUGCGGGUGAGGAAGAGGGCGGGGAGGAGGAAGUGGAGGAGGGAGAGGGGAUGGAUGGGGAUAGAGGGAAGAGAGGGGGGAAGGGAGGGAAGAAGGGGAAGGGAGGGAAGGGUAAGCGGAAGCAGGUGGGGGAAGCAGAGGGGAAGGAGGUGAAGGAGGAGAGGGAGGAGGAUAGAGAGCAGCAGAGUGAGAAGGCGGAGGAGCAAGUGGGAGGGAAAAAGAAGCUGAAGGAGAAGAAAGGGGGGGAUCAGGAGGAGGGGAAGAAGAGAAAGAAGCAGAAGAAAAGCGCAGGUGAAGAGCAGUAA
Molecule: messenger RNA, 6354 nt
Organism: Closterium sp. Naga37s-1
Lineage: Eukaryota; Viridiplantae; Streptophyta; Zygnematophyceae; Desmidiales; Closteriaceae
Source: the annotation of a GenBank genome assembly